This is a messenger RNA of Amphibalanus amphitrite, 2201 nucleotides long. Its product is annotated as trans-3-hydroxy-L-proline dehydratase-like. The coding region runs from base 153 to 1244 and encodes 363 amino acids. The transcript is spliced from 2 exons. NCBI's taxonomy places the organism in Eukaryota, Metazoa, Arthropoda, Thecostraca, Balanomorpha, Balanidae. Gene Ontology annotation, molecular function: hydro-lyase activity. The record is from RefSeq and is a predicted model, not a curated record.
AGGUCGUGGGCCUUUGGCGGAGGGCCAUGGGUGCGUCGCACGCGCCGAGGAUGGUCCCAGUGCGUCGCGUCAACGAAUAGAAGUGAGAGCGGUUGAAAUAUUGUAUGUGUUCACUGAUCGGGUGAUCAAACUUGGGAGGUGGUUAUAAGGAAAUGUUCAAAAGCGCGUACGAUUUCUUGUUACAAGGACCCGUGCCGGUUCCCGUGGACACCGCGAUGGACCCGGAGAGUCCCGUCGGCUGGCGGAUCCGCACGGUGGAGAUGCACACGGCGGGCGAGCCGGUGCGUAUCGUGGUCUCUGGCCUGCCGCCCAUCGAGGGCGACACACUGCUGGAGAAGCGCCGCUACUGUAGGGACAGCCUGGACCGGUUCCGCCGGCUGCUGAUGGGCGAGCCGCGCGGCCACAGGGACAUGUUUGGAGCCGUCCUGGUGCCCGCCGACGACCCCAAGGCGGACGCGGCGGCGCUCUUCAUCCACAACGAGGGCUACUGCACCAUGUGCGGCCACGCCUCGAUGGCCGUCGUGCGCUACCUGGUGGACGAGGGGGUGGUGCCGCGUGCAGAGACCGGAGACACGGAGGUGAACCUGCAGUGUCCCUGCGGCCUCGUACGCGCCUGGCUGACCCAGGAUAACCAGACCCGGUUCCUGUCCGUCCCGGCGUUUGUGCUCCACAAGGACCUCAGUCUGCCGCUGCCCGACGGCCGCCAGUGCAGGAUGGACAUCAGUUACGGCGGGUCGUUCUACGCGGUGGUACGCGCUGGCGACCUGGGUCUGAGCAGCGACUCCCCCUCCGCCGAGUACGUGCGCCAGGCGAGCUAUAUACGCCGCCACCUGAGCGCCUCCGGCGUGAAGAUCCACCAUCCAGACAGCGCCGACCUGGGCUUCCUGUUCGGCGUCGUGUUCGCCGACUUCGCGCCGCUCUCGGUGGUCGCUCCGCCUCCGGAGGUGGUCUCGCAGGUGAUCGUGUUCGCCGACGGCCAGGUGGACCGGUCGCCGUGCGGCUCGGGCACGACGGCGUGCUGCGCCGUGCUGCACGCCGCCGGCCGGCUGCCCACCGCGCACGGCUGCACGUUCCGCUGCGCCCUCACCGGCAGCGAGUUCAGUGGCCGGGUGGCCAGGGAGACCGAGAGCCACGGCCGGCCGGCGGUGGUCGUCCAGGUGGCCGGCAGGUCCUUCUACACCGGCAGGGCAGAGUACCUGGUCGAGCCGGAAGACCCGCUCGGAGAGGGCUUCCUGGUCCAGUGACAGUUUAUUGGGGAGCAUUGGUCUAGUGACCGAACCACUCGAGGGGUCUAGGUCCAGCGGUCAGUCUGUUUGAGGGGUCUUAGAUUAGUGACCGGUCGUUUGGAGUAUGUCCUUGCUCAGAGACGUUAGGGGGCUUCCUGUCUCGUUUCGUAACAGUCUUCUUGAUUUACUUGUGGGUAAUUGCAGUCACCUGUUGAGGUCUCGCCUUUACUAAAACGCCAUUAUCUAGUUACAGCGUUGGACUGUUCACAAUUUAUCUUUUUACCUCAACUUUCGAAUGCUUUUUAGUUCUUAUCGCACAUGCAAAAAUUAGAUGUCAGACAAACAUAAGGACAGUGCAUACAUUAAGCACUUCUAGCAGUUCAGAUGUAGAUUGAUUAUGUUGCGAGAUAUGUGCAAUGUGCAUGCAUGUAUGAAUGCAUUCAUAUUUUCGACCCUUCUGGCAAGGCUAGUCUUAGCUCUGAGCAACUGCAUCAUUACCGGAUACAUUUUUUUUUCUAUUCUCUAGAAUAGAUAUACAGGGAUACGCCAUUUUGAGAAUAGUUCCUAUUCACCGCAAUGUUACAACGCCUUACACGAUCAAGGGCCGUAUUCACGUCGAUCAUUUUCGUACGAAUUUUCUAACGCAUGACCUACUUCUUAAGAUUUUUUUUAAUUAAGUGAACUCCGUCUGUUAAAGGUUAAGAAGUGUUGACGUGAAUACCAAAUAAUACUUACGAAAGAAAAUCGACUUACGAAGUCGACGUGAAUACGGCCCCAGAAUAUGUAGCAUGCGCGUGUGUGUGUGUGUGUGUGUGCGAGUAGGUGUGUGUUCACAUAUCUGUCCAAUGUCCAAUUACGUAUUGCACCUGUUGAUGUUUUCGUUUGGUUUACGAGGAUGGUGAUGGGCUUGAACAUGUUUGUCGUAUUUACGGGAAACGAACUGUCUGACAUGUGUAAUAUACGGAAGCGAUGAAA